This is a messenger RNA of Pseudophryne corroboree (corroboree frog), 1442 nucleotides long. RefSeq names its product RNA cytidine acetyltransferase-like. The record is from RefSeq and is a predicted model, not a curated record. The coding region runs from base 61 to 381 and encodes 106 amino acids. NCBI's taxonomy places the organism in Eukaryota, Metazoa, Chordata, Amphibia, Anura, Myobatrachidae. The transcript is spliced from 4 exons.
UUUCUCAUUGUAUCUCUCUAGUUAUUCAACAGUAUCCAGGAGAAAGCGGUUGAGGACACGAUGCUGACCACAAAGAAGGAGAUGGUGAUGGAACCCACCUCGAAGUCUCUGAAUGAGGACUUGGAGGAGGCAGCCAAGGAGUUUCAGCAGAAGCACAAAGAAGAAGUGGAGAAGUUAAAAGGGAUCGAUCUUUCCCAGUACGUAAUCCGGGGUGAGGAUGACGAGUGGAACGAGGUUCUGAAGAACACCGGUCAGAAUGCGUCUAUAGUCAGCGUGAAGAGCGACAAGAAACGAAAACUAGAGAAGCCGGAAAGGAACGGGUUUAAGCUGCAGAAAAAGCUCAAAAAAAGUAAAGAUAAGAAGCAGAAGUUUCGGAAGUGAGUGGCUGAGCACCAUGUUCUGGACGCACCCGCUGUCGCCUUCAGUAACUGCGGGGACUAAAUAUUGCAGAGGCAGCGCCUGCACUGGACAAUUACCCGUUCUUGGCGGUUUCCCUAGGUGAUACUGUAUAUAGUUGAAUGAUUAAUGCAUUGUGUAUCGCCCACAGUGGGUGACAGCAGUGUAUACAUGUACAGAGCUGGCCGUAUACCAUAUGAACCACAAGCUUUAGGAUUGUUCUGUUUCCACUGACCUGGGCUAUACAGUUUAUCUUUAAUAAUAAUAAAUAGUAAAACCAGCUUUACCCUUCUCAUGGAAGUACUCCGUGGUAUUAUCAGUAUACACUCUGAAUUGCUCAUCAUAUUUAGCAGAUCACGGAGAUGCGAUUGUCCCAUUUGCGCACCCUCUGUUGGCCUGGCACGUGCGGCGUAUCAGACAGAGAAACUUCUCCUUUGGAACGAUGCAAGAAAACAUAAAAAAAAGAAAAAUAGUGCAGGUGGGAUUUUCUAUCCGCCCUGCGCCAGUCUGUCUACUGUUCACACAAUGCUCCAUUUACAGGGUUUUCAAGAUGUGGCUGUUCAGCUUCUGUGGAACUACUCAUCCCAGCAAACCCUACCACAGCUUUGCUAUUAGGGCUAUUAGUUCCACAGCAGCUGGAAGUCCACAUGUUGGACACCCUGCCGCAAUCUCAGUGUUUGUGAAGCACUUUUAUUUAUUUUUUGUUGCAUUUUUUCCAAACCUGGCGCAGUGUAAUCGCUGGAGCUCCGGCUACAGCAGACGCUGGCGAUUCUGAGUUACGUGGAAGUGCUGGAGCUCUGUUCAGACUCUUACUAGGUAAGAUUGUUUAUUUCCCCAUUUACAUUGAAUAGCUAAGGGAAUAUUCUAUAAAGUAGGUGAAAUAUGUUUUGCAGCUGUAAGUUUUACAUAGCCUUUUCUUGUGGUCAGUAAGUGGCCGUGGUGUAGCCAACUCCUGUAUAAAAUGUUUUGGGGGUUUUUUCAUAAUUUUUUGUGUAGUUUUUACUGAGUUAGUUUUUAUUAAACAGGAAAAACCAAAGAUCUUCUAA